Molecule: messenger RNA, 252 nt
Organism: Dicrocoelium dendriticum
Lineage: Eukaryota; Metazoa; Platyhelminthes; Trematoda; Plagiorchiida; Dicrocoeliidae
Source: the annotation of a GenBank genome assembly
AUGGCUUAUAAUACCGCGAUAUUAAAGAUAUUUAGGAACUUUAAUUUCAUAGUCGACACUGAGGGCAAAACAGGCAUGAAUAGUCGGGGAGGGAAGGGGGGGGGGGGUUUAGGGGGGUGGGGGGGGGGGGUGGGGGGGGGGGGUUGUGGGUGGAGGGGGGGGGGGGGGGGGGGGGGGGGGGGGGUGGGUACAUACACACACUACAUAUACACAAGUACAGAGGGCACGCGAAAACGAGCAAACAGUGUCUAA